AUGGCAGACACCAGCAUCGAGCCCUUCACCAUCUCGAUCCCAGACGCGGCGCUGACGGACCUCAAGACCCGGCUGUCUCUGGCGCGGUUUCCCGACGAAAUCGACUCGGCCGGCUGGGACUACGGGGCGCCGCUGGCAGACGUGAAGCGGCUGACGGAGCACUGGCUCGAGCGGCACGACUGGCGGGCGGCCGAGAAGCAGCUGAACCAGAUGCCGCAGUUCACGACGACGAUCCCGGUGGCGGGCCACGACGAGCUGAAGAUCCAUUUCGUGCAUCAACGCUCGACCAACCCGCGCGCCAUCCCGCUGCUGUUCGUGCACGGAUGGCCCGGCAGCUUUCUCGAGGCGAGCAAGAUCUGGGAGCGACUGGCGAAUCCGACGGCCGACCCUGAUACCAACACCACCUCGUCGGACUCUUCAGCGGCGCCAGCCCCAGCGGCAGAGCCGGCACCGGCAUUCCACUUCGUGGCACCGUCGCUGCCCAACUACGGAUUCAGCCAAGGGUCGCGCAAAAAGGGGUUCGCGCUGGCGCAAUACGCCGAGACGUGCCACGCGCUGAUGCUGCGUCUGGGGUACGACGAGUACGUGACGCAGGGCGGCGACUGGGGCUACUACAUCACGCGGGCGAUGAGCCUGCGGUACCCUUCGCACUGCAAGGCGACGCACGUCAACAUGGACCAGGGCUCGGCGCCGGCGUGGACGAGCCACCCCACGCUGGCCCUGCAGCACGCGCUGCACCCGUACACGGCGGCCGAGAAGGCAGGGCUGGCGCGCACGCAGUGGUUUCUCGACCAGGGCUCCGGCUACCGCGCCCAGCAGACCACCAAGCCGCAGACGCUGGGCUACGCGCUGGCCGACAGCCCCGUCGGCCUGCUGGCCUGGAUCUACGAGAAGCUGCACGACUGGACCGACGCCUACCCCUGGACCGACGACGAGGUGUGCACCUGGGUCGCCAUCUACUGGUUCAGCACGAUGGGCCCCGCCGCCAGCCUCAGGAUCUACUAUGAAGCCACCCAUCAAUGGGACCCCCCGGCCACCCGCGUCUCUCGCGACCGCACCACCCAGUAUAUCGGCGCCGGCGUCAAGCUGGGCCUGGCCCAUUCGCCCCAGGAGUUGCGCGUCCUGCCCUCCUCGUGGACCCGCACCCAGGGUGACGUCGUCUUCGAGCGCUCCCAUCCUUCCGGUGGCCACUUCUUCGCCUAUGAGAGGCCCGACUUCUUGAUCCGCGAUGUGAGGGAUAUGUUUGGCAAGAAGGGUGGAGCUGCUGCUGUUGUCAAGGGGGCCGAUGGUUAUUGA
Molecule: messenger RNA, 1296 nt
Organism: Capronia epimyces CBS 606.96
Lineage: Eukaryota; Fungi; Ascomycota; Eurotiomycetes; Chaetothyriales; Herpotrichiellaceae
Exons: 1
Coding region: 1-1296 (431 amino acids)
Biological process (GO): epoxide metabolic process
Molecular function (GO): epoxide hydrolase activity
Source: RefSeq, a predicted model, not a curated record